Molecule: messenger RNA, 774 nt
Organism: Myxocyprinus asiaticus (Chinese sucker)
Lineage: Eukaryota; Metazoa; Chordata; Actinopteri; Cypriniformes; Catostomidae
Gene: mrpl17
Product: mitochondrial ribosomal protein L17
Exons: 3
Coding region: 222-725 (167 amino acids)
Biological process (GO): translation
Cellular component (GO): ribosome; mitochondrial large ribosomal subunit
Molecular function (GO): structural constituent of ribosome
Source: RefSeq, a predicted model, not a curated record
UCACUCCGGACUUAUCAGACUGACGUACCAUCACGCAUGCUGCACUACGCUGAUCUCACCUGAAUGUUUGAUAUUUUAGGUGUAAAAACGCCUCUAUUUGUUCCCUAUUUAAUCAUCACAGUGUUCGUCUGAGUUUUGUUUUUGUUCAAUAUAUAUACUACGUACUUUAACAAAGGAGUUUUAUUUUCUGAAGGUAGUGUCCUUCACAUUCCCCUCUCGAGAUGCGACUGACCCUGCAGACGUUUAUCUCCCAUGGCCGGGUGUACCGUCGGAUGGGUCUCGGACCCGAGUCUAGAAUCAACAUGCUUCGGAACAUACUCACCGGUCUGGUUCGACACGAGAGAAUAGAAACUACUAGAGCCCGAGCCGAUGAGGUUCGCUUUUACGCUGAAAAGUUGAUUGAUUAUGCCAAAAAGGGAGAUACUAAUGAAAAGUCGAUGAAAAUGGCUGACUUCUGGCUCACGGAAAAAGAUUUGAUUCCAAAACUUUUCAAAGUUCUGGCACCAAGAUUUGAGAAUCAGACGAGUGGAUACACGCGGAUGGCCCGCAUUCCCAACAGAGACAAUCUGGACCGCUCACCCAUGGCUGUUCUUGAGUAUAAAGCCAACCCUUUCCCGCCCCUGUUCCCUGUUAAACGUGUCAGUGAAAUGAACUUGGUAAACCAACUUCUGAAAGGAUACAGAGAAGAAAAAGCUUUAAUGGUUGCUAAAGUAAAGGAUUUGUAAUCUUUAAGCACUAUGUUGUAUGUAAAAUAAUAAACCAGUAUCUAUUUCA